Messenger RNA from Ogataea haglerorum, 549 nucleotides. RefSeq lists its product as uncharacterized. The record is from RefSeq and is a predicted model, not a curated record. The transcript has 2 exons. Lineage: Eukaryota; Fungi; Ascomycota; Pichiomycetes; Pichiales; Pichiaceae. Bases 1 to 549 code for a protein of 182 amino acids. Gene Ontology annotation, cellular component: vacuolar transporter chaperone complex; fungal-type vacuole membrane.
AUGGUCACCACCAGCCAUCCGUUGUCCAGCUCUUUUUUCAGCGUAGCCGUGCCGUCCGUGGAACUGUUCCACGCGGCACCGAAAAAGGACUGCACGCCGCAAUCGGCCUCCUUGGAAUCGAACAGGUGCGCGUUCACAACAUACUUGUACUUGGAAGAUGUUUGCGUCAGCUUGGCCAGCACAUUCUCAACGUAUUCGGGAACAUCGCCCUUAAAAAGCCGAAUUGCUCUGCCUACCAGGGUCGAACCUAAGGUGUUUUUCGCCAACGAGAGAACAUUCCUCUCGUGGCUGAACCUCACCGUGGUUCUUGGAUCGCUGGCCAUCGGUCUUCUCAACUUUGGGGAUAAAGUGGGAAGAAUCUCGGCCUCGCUAUUUACGCUGAUUGCCAUGGGCACCAUGGUUUAUGCGCUGGUCACGUACCAUUGGAGAGCAGCUGCCAUCAGAAGACGCGGGUCUGGGCCUUACGACGAUCGGUUCGGCCCUACGAUGCUUUGUUUCUUCCUGCUAAUUGCUGUGAUUGUGAACUUUGCGCUGAGAAUAAGGGCAUAG